AUGAUCUAUGUGGCCUGAUGUGUAUUCAUUGGUUGUAUGUUUUUCCUUUGGACCACUCUGACGGGAAAUAUAUUCUCUAGCGGUGAUUGUGAGAGUAUAAAAUGGUAGUGAUAUAGGAGGAAGACACGAAAUUGAGACAGCAAAAGGCCAUGGAGGAAACGAGGCCACUCAAACUCUACUUCAUUCAUUUCCUAGCAGCAGGUCACAUGAUCCCUCUAUGCGACAUAGCCACCCUCUUCGCCUCUCAUGGCCACCAUGUCACCAUCAUCACCACCCCUUCCAACGCCCUAACUCUCCGCAAAUCCAUCCCCUCCCACCCCUUCCUCCGCUUCCACACCGUUCCAUUUCCCUCCCAAGAAGUCGGUCUCCCCGACGGCAUCGAAAACAUCUCCUUCAUCACCGACCCUGAUCACCUCGGUAAGGUCUUCAACGCCACCACCAUGCUCCAAACUCCCAUCCAGAACUUCGUGGAGGAGAAUCCACCUGAUUGCAUCGUCGCCGACUUUCUAUUUCCCUGGGUUGAUGACUUGGCCAACAACCUUAAAAUCCCUAGACUUGCCUUCAACGGCUUCUCUCUCUUCACCAUUUGCGCCCUACACUCCUCCUCCAACUCUUCCAAUUCUCUUCUCUGUCCGACCCUCCCUCACCCCAUAACCCUCAACGCAUCACCGCCGAAGGAGUUGACCGAAUUCCUUGAUAAGAUGAUGGAGACGGAGCUCAGAAGCUACGGCCUAAUCGUGAACAACUUCGCGGAGCUCGACGGAGAAGAAUACAUCCAGUACUACGAGAAAACGACGGGGCACAAGGCUUGGCAUCUUGGGCCGGCCUCUCUCAUACCCAGAACCCCUGAAGAGAAAGCAGAGAGGGGCAUGAAGAGCGUGGUGAGUAUGCAUGAGUGCUUGAGUUGGCUUGACUCCAAGGCGAAAAACUCGGUGGUGUACAUAUGCUUUGGGAGCCUUUGUCAUUUCCCUGAUAAACAGCUUUACGAGAUUGCAUGCGGGAUUGAAGCGUCAGGUCAUGGGUUCAUAUGGGUGGUGCCGGAGAAGAAGGGGAAGGAGGAGAGUGAGGAAGAGAAGGAGAAGUGGAUGCCCGAGGGGUUUGAAGAGAGGAAUGCAGAGAAGGGGAUGGUUAUCAGGGGGUGGGCUCCGCAGUUGGUUAUCCUUAACCACCGUGCCGUUGGAGCAUUCUUGAGCCAUUGCGGGUGGAAUUCCACCGUGGAGGCUGUGAGUGGUGGCGUGCCCAUGAUUACGUGGCCGGUGCACGGAGAACAGUUCUACAACGAGAAGCUGAUAAGCGAGGUGCGGGGAAUUGGGGUGGAGGUGGGCGCAGCAGAGUGGAGCAGCAUAGGGUUUGGUGAGAGAGAGAUGUUGGUGUGCAGAGAGAGCAUUGAGAGAGGUGUGAGGCGGAUAAUGGACGGUGGUGAUGAAGCGCAAGAAGUGAGACGGCGUGCACAAGAGUUUGGGGAAAAGGCGCGAGAAGCUGUUGGAGAAGGAGGUUCAUCUCACAAGAAUUUAACAGCACUCAUUCAUGAUCUUAUGCGGCUCAGGGAUGCCAAGCUUCUCUCUUAGCUUAAUAGCCAUUUUUUCCAUGGAUUUCUUUUAGCUUUCUGGUUCUUCAAUGGUCACAAUUGCCUCAGAGAUUAAAAAAAAAGAAACAAAAAACAAAAAACAAAACAAAAUAUUAUUUUACGCAUGAUUUCACGUAACCACAAAUCGGGUAUAUCCCAUCUUUGUAAGAAAAAGCUUAUUUGAUAACAUUUCACUAUUAUUUUUGACAAUUUUUAUCGAGCUAAAAUAGUCUUAUCAAAAUUUAACUUUUGUAAUUUUAAAAAGGAUUCCGUUAUUUUGACACCAUAAAUUUGACACUCAUUUGACACUGCCACGUGUCAACAUGCUAUUGGCCAAUAAAUUUUUUUUUUUUUUUUUUAAAUUUUGUCUGAAAAAUGCAGUUUUAGAGAGAGAAUGUUUUCCUUUUCUACCCCUGGACAUUUUGAGUUUGAAUGUGAAGGAUUGGUUCUGUCUCAGAAUUGGUUUCUCUCUCACAUUUAUCGUCUUCUCCAUUAACGCUCACGGACUACUCUUCUCCACAAUCUCGUCGUCUCCAUUGCUCUCCACUGCUCUGAAAUGGCAAGUUCCGGAUUCGAGCAUCGCUGGACGAAGUUGAGUGUGCGUCAUUCAUUUUCAACCAUGUAUAUUAGCGCUCUCAACGAACGGUUGACAGAGGACCAAAGGGAAGUCAUCUCCAAGACUCCAUUUUUUUGGUUUUUAGAGUUCAGUGGUAAAGUG
Molecule: messenger RNA, 2285 nt
Organism: Vigna radiata var. radiata (mung bean)
Lineage: Eukaryota; Viridiplantae; Streptophyta; Magnoliopsida; Fabales; Fabaceae
Product: UDP-glucose flavonoid 3-O-glucosyltransferase 7-like
Exons: 2
Coding region: 150-1568 (472 amino acids)
Molecular function (GO): UDP-glycosyltransferase activity
Source: RefSeq, a predicted model, not a curated record